AGCGCUCCCCCCCAUAUCCCCCUCUGCAGGGCUACGCAGACACACAGCGCUCCCCUUUUCCACAACACAUGCUUCUCUUUACCUUGAGAAUGCUCCCCCUCCCACACCCCCCCUCUGUCCCAUCCCCCCUCAGGGCUGCACACAAUCCUUUUGCUCUCCACAUACACAACCUUGCAAAUCUACAUGCACACAGAGCUCCUGUGUUCCUUCUCCAGCGGGGCUACACACCCAUGGCUGGGCUUCCUUUCCACCACCUCUGGACUCCCCCUGUGCUUCCUCCCCCUGCUACAUGUGUGCACGCAUCCCUGCUGUGUCUUCCCACCUGCCAGAUCCCACAACCCCCACACUUUGUCCCCCCCAACCUUGCAGGGCUCCAUACACCCCACCCUCCCCCACACACACGUGCCCACCUGCUCCCCACUGCUGGUCCCACAUUAGCCCCCAUGCUCUCCCUCACUCUCUGCCUACGUAAAGUCUUUUGUAAUAACUUCUCCUCCCCCCUUUCCCUCUAAAGGGCUCUUCCCGUGAGGGCCUUAUCUGCUGGACUCUCAUACUCUCUGUAGUGCCAAGUGACUUAUCUGCAGGAAUGGUCUCCCUGCCCACACGCACCUGUGCCCCACCCGGAGGAGGUUUCCCUUCUCUCUCUCUCUCUCUCGCACACACACUCUCUCUCUCUCUUUGUGCCCCACAUGCAUGCACCCACUUCUUCUCUCCCCUGACUUACCACACACAUGCAGGACCCUUCCCCAGAUGGGUCAUGACAAUAGGGGUGUUCUGGCAGGGUAUGUUUGAACAGGGAGCUGCUGUGCAGACAGCACUGCCAGGUGGGGAAGGCUGUUGGGAAUACCCAGCUCAAAGUAUGAGAAUAAAAUGCAACAGGGCUUGGACAGAGCCUCCUAUCGGGGUCAGUACCCUCCAGAGAGACCAGUCAGGCCUGAGUGGUUUCUUUCCUCACCCCACUCACACUCCGGUUAACACUAGGGAUAUUUAAAGUAUGGUGGGGGGGGAAAAAAUCUCAGGCCUUCCAUUUAGGUAUCUCAUAUUCUUCACAACCCCCAAAGCAGUUACCAUAGCCUUUCUCUACCCUCCACUUAAUAUACUGAGAGAUCAGGGUGGAGAGGGCAUUAAUUAAGAAUCAGCAAAGAAAUAUUAAUAACAAGUUCUUAUACAGCCCUUCUCAUCCAUAUGUGUCAAAGUGCUGUACAAAGGAGGUCAGUCUGAUUAAAUUUUACAGGUGGGGAAACUGAGGCACAAGAAGGGGAAAGAGGUGGACUUUGGCAAGUCAAACAGGUCAGCAUCCAAGUCAGGAAUAGAACCCAUAUCUUCUGCCUCCCAGCCCAGUGCUCUGUCUUCUAAGCAACACUGCCUCCCUUUCCAAAAGAGGAAGUGAUCCCUUUUGCCACCCUUUGCCAGGCAGCUUUCAGGGCCAGCCACGCCUCAGACCCCUGACUCUUACAGCCUGAAAGCUGUUUGUUUUCGGCUGGUCAUACUCCAGCUUCCUCUCCUAUUGCAGCAUCCUUUCUUGACUUCUAAUUCAUUUGAAUGGCAUAGAAGUCAUAGCUGUAACAAGAAAAUAUGUCUUCCUAAUUGACUGUGUGGGCAGAUGUAUGGGUGUUCAGCAAGCUCUAAAACCUGACCUGCCUGACACUUGCACAGCUAAGCCACUCCAAAGGAUGUUAUUCAUAAGAUAUUGUUCUGUGGUGGUUAAUGCGGAGACACAGAUGUGGGCAUCUAAUCCCUCACUACCUCUCCAUCCUCUGUGUAGGCUGCAGUUAUGCCACUAAGCGGGCUUAAGAGAGUGUUAUUUUGAUGUCCUAAAUAUAUUUGGGAGGGGAGUGAAGAGGGUGGGGAGGGGCGUCCACGAGUGUCAACUGAGUGAAAGGGGCUGAUGAUAUUUGUAAUUCAAAUUCAGCUGUGAGUGGGCAGACCCCUGCACCUAUGUAAAAUCCCGUUGACUUCAGCUUUUUAUGUGGGUAGAGAUUUUUCAUGCUUAUCUGCCUGUUAAAAGCUGCUGCUGCUGCUUUUUAUGUGUAUGUUGAAAACCAGAAUUUUGGAAACCUACCCAGGUAGGUGGGUAGAAAUAACCAGGAAUAAUUUUGUUGGACUCUGCAAAAUAUACAAGAGGCUUCUGAUGCAAGUGUGAGGUCUGACCUCUUAAGUCAGAGGUAGGCAAACUACGGCCCGCGGGAUGGUUCUGCCCGGCCCUUGAGCUCCCGGUCAGGAAAGCUAGCCCCCGGCCCCUCCCCUGCUGUCCCCCCUCAGCUCGCUGCGCCACCAGAGCUCCGGCCCACCUCUCCUGCCGGGCAGCGUGGCUGCAAGCUCCUGCCGCUCUGAGAAGCAUGUGUCUGUGUAAAGUGCUGGACUGACACUCCUGUACGCUGGAGCCCUCUCUGUCCCUAGAAGAGAAACAUGCAACAUGGCAGCAGCCAUGGAAACUGAACAGCUGGGUCUUGAAAUCUUUGGAACGUCUGAAAGUGAGGAGCAUGCUGAGGCAGAGGAGCAGCCAACACUGGAACCCUUCUAUGUAGAAAGAUAUUCCUGGAGUCAGCUUAAAAAACUGCUCACAGACACUAGGAAAUACCAUGGCUACAUGGUGGCCAAGGCUCCUCAUGAUUUCACGUUUGUGAAGAAAAAUGACCCUGAAGGAGCCCAUUCAGAUAGGAUCUACUAUCUGGCCAUGUCUGGCGAGAACAGGGAGAACACGCUGUUCUAUUCGGAAAUUCCCAAAACCAUAAACAAAGCUGAAGUCCUAAUGCUUUCCUGGAAACCUCUUUUGGAUCUCUUUCAGGCUUCCCUAGACUACGGGAUGUACUCCCGCGAAGAAGAAUUGCUGCGAGAGAGAAAGCGCAUUGGGACAGUUGGAAUUGCCUCUUAUGAUUAUCACAGAGAAAGUGGCACCUUUCUGUUUCAGGCUGGCAGUGGAAUUUACCACGUAAAAGACGGCGGCCCUCAUGGAUUUACUCAACAGCCCUUAAAGCCCAAUUUAGUGGAGACCAGUUGUCCAAACAUACGGAUGGAUCCAAAACUGUGCCCAGCUGAUCCAAACUGGAUUGCAUUUAUCCAUAGCAAUGACAUCUGGAUUUCUAAUAUACUAACCAGAGAAGAAAGGAGGCUAACCUUUGUCCAUAACGAAUUGGCCAACCUAGAAGAGGAUCCCAGAUCUGCUGGGGUAGCUACUUUUGUGCUUCAGGAGGAAUUUGAUAGAUACACUGGCUACUGGUGGUGUCCGAAUGCUGAGCCAACUGUCACUGGAGGCAAAAUUCUUAGGAUUCUUUAUGAAGAAAAUGAUGAGUCAGAGGUGGAAAUUAUUCAUGUCACAUCCCCCAUGCUGGAGACCAGGAGGACGGAUUCCUUUAGAUAUCCCAAAACAGGUACAGCAAAUCCAAAGGUCACUUUCAAAAUGUCAGAAAUAACAGUUGAUGCUGAAGGAAGAAUUGCAGCUGUCAUGGAUAAAGAACUAGUGCAGCCUUUCGAGAUCCUGUUUGAAGGAAUAGAGUAUAUUGCAAGAGCUGGAUGGACUCCGGAAGGAAAAUAUGCCUGGUCCAUCUUGUUGGAUCGCUCCCAAACACGGCUACAGAUAGUGUUGAUCUCCCCUGCAUUAUUUAUCGCAGUAGAAGAUGAUGCUAUGGAAAGACAGAAACUGAUAGACGCUGUGCCAGACUCUGUUACACCACUUACUAUUUAUGAAGAAACAACAGAUAUCUGGAUAAAUAUCCAUGAUAUCUUCCAUGUUUUCUCUCAAACCCGCCAAGACGAGAUAGAGUUUAUAUUCGCCUCUGAAUGUCAAACGGGGUUCCGGCACCUGUACAAAAUCAUCUCAGUUUUGAAGGAGAGCAGAUACAAGCGAUCAUGUGGAGGUCUCCCUGCUCCAAGUGACUUCAAAUGUCCCAUCAAAGAGGAAUUAGCAAUUACCAGUGGAGAAUGGGAAGUACUUGGUAGACAUGGUUCCAACAUCCACGUGGACGAAGCAAAAAAACUGGUGUAUUUUGAAGGCACAAAGGAUUCCCCUUUAGAGCAUCACCUGUAUGUCGUUAGCUACAAGAAUCCUGGAGAGGUGAAGCGAUUGACAGACCGUAGCUACUCUCACGCCUGCUCCAUUAGUCAGGACUGUGACAUGUUCAUCAGUAAAUUCAGUAACCAGAAGAACCCGCACUGUGUGUCACUGUACAGGCUGACUGGUUCUGAAGAUGAUGUUGCUCACAGAAAGAAGGAAUUCUGGGCCACGAUUCUAGAUUCGGCAGCUGCCUGCGUGCAGGAGGGGGAGUCUCAGUUCCGACUCAGACGCACAGAUCAUGCCUCCGACACUCCUCACCCACAGUGCCUUAGCCAAGGUCCUCUUCCUGACUAUGUUCCCCCGGAAAUCUUCUCCUUUGAGAGUUCCUCAGGCUUUACACUGUAUGGCAUGAUGUACAAACCUCACCACCUACAACCUGGGAAGAAAUACCCCACGGUGCUCUUCAUAUAUGGAGGGCCGCAGGUGCAGCUGGUGAACAAUCGGUUUAAAGGAAUCAAGUAUUUUCGCUUGAACACGCUGGCCUCGCUGGGUUACGUAGUUGUUGUAAUUGACAACAGGGGAUCCUGCCACCGAGGGCUUAAGUUUGAAGGUGCCUUUAAAUACAAAAUGGGUCAAAUAGAAAUUGAUGACCAAGUGGAAGGGCUGCAGUAUUUAGCAUCCCAGUAUGACUUUAUUGAUUUAGACCGAGUUGGCAUUCAUGGCUGGUCCUAUGGAGGAUACCUGUCUCUGAUGGCAUUAAUGCAGAGGUCAGACCUCUUCAGGGUUGCCAUUGCUGGAGCCCCAGUCACACUGUGGAUAUUCUAUGACACAGGCUACACAGAGCGUUACAUGGGACACCCUGAUCACAACGAGCAAGGAUAUUAUCUAGGAUCAGUGGCCAUGCAAGCGGAGAAGUUUCCUUCAGAACCACACCGUUUGUUGCUGUUGCAUGGUUUCUUGGAUGAGAAUGUUCACUUUGCACACACAAGUAUAUUGCUGAGUUUUUUAGUGAGGGCUGGAAAACCAUAUGAUUUACAGAUUUACCCUCAGGAGAGACACAGUAUAAGGGUCCCUGAGUCUGGAGAGCAUUAUGAACUCCAUCUGCUGCAUUAUCUGCAAGAGAAUCUUGGCUCCCACAUUGCUGCACUGAAGGCAAUGUAAUUGUGACCUCUGUGGAACUCUGAUACACUGGCUGUUUAACCAAACGAGGAAAUGGAUCUGUAGAGAAAAUAGAACAGAAUAUUGCAUUUUGGUGCCUGCCACAUAUGCACGCGUGCACACACCCACAUGCGUACCCACACACAGACAUUUUUUUUUUAAGUAAACUAGGUGCCAUACAAGGAAACUACAGUACAAUGGCCUAAUAAUUUAAAAAUGGAAAUAAAAUCACAUGUCUGUGGCACGCAGCAGUACCAUGCAAAUUCUUUGGGGAAGAAGCUGAAAAUUCGGUAACACAUAUCCACAACACCAUAUCUUCACCAUCUGAAAACAUUGAGCUGUGCGAGUCUAAUUGGUGUAUUUUUUUUUUUUUUACAGUGUGUUUCUCAGUUUCUUACAACAAGGUAAUAUUGGAUGAUUCACUCACGUCAUGGCAAAAAUCUGGCUGGAUGGUUACAACUUUGAUACCAUUUUAAAAUGUAAUGUGUAAUAGUUUAUGUUUCGUGCAAGGGACGUCCGGCUCAUUAGGAAUUAGCUGCAUAUUAGACACAUUAUAUAACCAGAUGUUGGGGAUAAUUAUUUUUAAAAAGAAACACUUUUAGCUGCCUCCUGAAGAAGUUUAUAAUUUGGUUUUAACUAAGAUCAGGCCAGUUUUUUCAGUGAGCUCAUCUCUGUGUAGUACAAAUCUUGCUGCUUUUUUCUUUUGUAGCGUGAUAAACAGCUUGUACCUGAUUUCACACAGGGAGGUGAAAAAUGUAUUUUACAAUAACAUGGGUAGAAAAGUUUAGCUUUGGGUAUGCUGAGAAGCAAACUAGUUUUAAGCCAAACAGCUGAAACUUUGUAUAUUUCUCAUAUUUUAACAAUACAGCUUAUUCCCAUGGACUUUCACCCAAUGUGCGUUUUGGGGCUGUUUUCAGAAUACUUUCCUAUCUCAGCAGGUGGGUGUAUAAAUAUUCCCCCACUAAGAUUUUAAAAUUCCAACACCCAAGUACAAGUGUCCACUGGGAAGUUGGUAAGAUGGGGGCCUAUCAACACUACAUUGAAGCAAUGCAAAUUGUGUUUUAUUAAAUUUUUUUGUUGUCAUUAUUCUAGCAUUAUUCUCACAUCAGUGCUGAGAAAGUAUAUUGUCCUAGUCACCCUGCUCCCGUAUAUAUAGAUAGACGCCAUCACCCCUUGAGUCAUCUCUAGCACUGCAGUGUAGCCUGGUCAUAUGCUGUCCGCCGAGAGAAACCCUUGUCCAUGUUGCAUAAGGUAAUGCUGCUGGAAGCUAGCACCCUGCAGUAUAAAAUCACAUUAAAGCACGAUUUUCUUUGCUAGUGUGGUUUUGGAUGUGGCUGAAAAACGUAAAGUGUUUGAAAACACUUUUAAAUUUCAAAAUGUUGUUUAAACUAGAACUCCAUAGUCAAAUUAUUACUUUUAAACCAGACACCUCUGCCUGUGGUUUCUGUGUUAACUUCCCAUAAUUUUUAGGUGCUUUCUUUUAAAAAGCCAAGAACUUUUUCCCCUUCUAUUUUGAUGCUACAGAGAGAGAAGCAGAGCAAGAUUCUCUUUUCAUCUUUUGAAAACUGGAUGCCCUGUGGCUUGUGUUCCUACUUGAAAUACCCAAAUAUUGUCGCAGUGUGCUUUAAUAACUUUUUUAGGUGAAUGAAUGAUCAGCAGACCCUAGAACUCUAACAUUUAAAACAAUAGGCCCUGACCUUGAUAUUUGUGACACUGGUAUUAAUUGGGAAUAACUCCACUGGAGUCAGUGGAAUCACCUGGAUAUAAGAGCUGUGUAAGAGUCAGCAGAAUCAGGUCCACUGGCUUAUGCUAAAGGUAGUCAAAGCAAACACACUACCUGUAAGCAUAUACCGUUUUUUUCCAGAUCUCUCUCAAUUAUUUUGAAUUGAACUGAUGGUAUUUUAAGUCCUGUAAUUUACACCAUCAGCAUAUGGAAAUAGGUUUAUAGGUUUUUAUUUUGGGGCACUGGGGGAAUGUAAGGAACCCAAUAUCUACACUGUCUUCUCUAUACCAACAAUAGCUAAUUAUUGUAACUGAAGUGAAUUCCCUUCAGAAAAAGCCGGCAUUUUCAGCCAUCCUAUGGCAUGUGCUGUAGUUAGUAUUUACAGACAAGCUGGUACAUUGAUAAGCUUGAAGAAUAACAAUGCGCCAGUUAGUAUAAAAACUACAAAUUUGUUACUAUGGUAUCCCACCUAGUUCUUUAUGUAUUUAUGUUGUAGUAUAUAUACAUAUAUCUAUGGGUAUGUCUACACAGCAAAAGAAAACACAGGGCAGAAAGUCUAACAACCCAGGUGAACUGACUCAGGCUUGCACUGCAGGCUAAAAAUAGCAGUGCGGACAUUCAGGCUUUGGACUCAGACUCGCACCGCAGGUUCUUUUGUUGCUGUGUAGACAUACCCUGUAUCUGUCCAUAGAUACCUAUAUGUAUAAAAUAACACACGGAUGGUAUCACAUUUUCCAAGGUUGUUUAUAUUUUGUUCAAUGUUAAAUUAACUGGUGUUUGGGGGUGUAUUUUUGUUCUUCCUCCAGAGAUUAUCUCUUGAAUAUAAAUGUAUAUGAUUCUGAAGUAAAAAUUGAUUCUUUUGUACAAAAUGGCCUCUAUGGAACAGUGCUUACAGCAAAGAAGGAAUUAAAUGGGAUUCUGGUAAUCAAGUCUAGAUUUUGGUUUAGCACUGAACAUGAUAAAAUUGCUUACAUGUAACUUUUUAAUAAUGCAUUCUCUCUUUAUUUUAAAUAUAUCUUAUAUAUCAGAAAACUAUUAAAGUACCAAGUAUGUACUCUA
Chelonia mydas (Green sea turtle) is the source of this 7934-nucleotide messenger RNA. RefSeq names its product dipeptidyl peptidase 8 (gene DPP8). NCBI's taxonomy places the organism in Eukaryota, Metazoa, Chordata, Testudines, Cheloniidae. The coding region runs from base 2417 to 5155 and encodes 912 amino acids. Gene Ontology annotation, molecular function: dipeptidyl-peptidase activity; serine-type peptidase activity. The record is from RefSeq and is a predicted model, not a curated record. The transcript has 22 exons. Gene Ontology annotation, biological process: proteolysis.